Musa acuminata AAA Group (dessert banana) is the source of this 1456-nucleotide messenger RNA. Its product is annotated as calcium-transporting ATPase 1, endoplasmic reticulum-type-like. Gene Ontology annotation, cellular component: membrane. Gene Ontology annotation, biological process: intracellular calcium ion homeostasis; calcium ion transmembrane transport. The coding region runs from base 57 to 1184 and encodes 375 amino acids. Gene Ontology annotation, molecular function: ATP hydrolysis activity; ATP binding; P-type calcium transporter activity. The transcript is spliced from 4 exons. The record is from RefSeq and is a predicted model, not a curated record. NCBI's taxonomy places the organism in Eukaryota, Viridiplantae, Streptophyta, Magnoliopsida, Zingiberales, Musaceae.
GUGUAUUUACACUUGACGAAGAUAUACAUUCAAAGAGCUUCACGGGCAAAGAUUUUAUGUCUAGAUCGUCUAAUGAGAAAAAGUCCCUUUUGAGGCAAAAUGGUGGCCUUCUCUUUUCUAGAGCAGAACCAAGGCAUAAACAAGAGAUUGUGAGAUUGCUGAAAGAGGAUGGCGAGGUAGUUGCAAUGACGGGGGAUGGAGUGAAUGAUGCCCCUGCAUUGAAAAUGGCAGAUAUUGGUAUAGCAAUGGGCAUUGCUGGGACAGAGGUUGCUAAGGAAGCCUCAGACAUGGUGCUAGCAGAUGAUAAUUUUAAUACAAUAGUUGCAGCAGUUGGUGAGGGAAGAUCAAUUUACAACAAUAUGAAAGCUUUCAUAAGGUACAUGAUCUCCUCAAAUAUUGGUGAAGUUGCUUCCAUUUUUCUUACGGCGGCUUUAGGUAUUCCUGAAGGGUUGAUACCAGUUCAACUUUUGUGGGUCAAUCUUGUCACAGAUGGCCCUCCUGCAACUGCUCUUGGAUUCAACCCACCUGACAAAGAUAUUAUGAAGAAGCCACCUCGUAGGAGUGAUGAUUCAUUGAUUACUGCAUGGAUUUUAUUCCGUUAUAUGGUCAUCGGACUUUAUGUGGGGAUUGCCACUGUGGGUAUCUUCAUUAUAUGGUAUACUCAUGGUUCUUUUGCGGGCAUUGACUUGAGUGGUGAUGGCCAUACUCUUGUAACCUAUUCUCAACUCUCUAAUUGGGGAGAAUGCUCCUCAUGGGAGGGCUUCAAGGUCGCACCAUUCACUGCUGGGGCACGGAGUUUCACCUUUGACGACAAUCCCUGUGACUACUUCCAGACCGGCAAGGUGAAGGCUAUGACCCUUUCGCUGUCUGUCUUGGUGGCGAUUGAGAUGUUCAAUUCACUGAAUGCAUUAUCCGAAGAUGGGAGCCUUCUGAGCAUGCCUCCCUGGGCCAAUCCGUGGCUUCUUUUGGCCAUGUCCAUCUCAUUUGGGCUGCAUUUCUUGAUAUUGUAUGUCCCUUUCCUUGCUCAAGUGUUUGGAAUAGUGCCUCUCAGUUUCAACGAGUGGCUCCUGGUGUUGGUGGUUGCAUUUCCGGUGAUCCUUAUCGACGAGGUCCUCAAGUUUGUUGGGCGCUGCACAAAUUCUUCAGGUGCCAAGAGACGCCCCACGAAGCACAAGGAUGAGUAGAUGCUAGCAUAUAAGAUUCAUAUUGUGAAUCAUAUUUGACCAAGGUGGUCGUUCUGAUUCUUUUCUUUCCUCCUUUUAAGUGGGUUGUUUGAGAAUCAGGCAACCAGGGCAACAUUCAAAAUUAGUUUGGCUGGCAGAACUAGUAUUGGAUUUAGAUAUUUACCUUUGAUUCUUAAACACAUCUUUUAUGAAUCUGGAAUUAUACCGGAACCCUUCUGUAGUAGUAAUUAUGAGCUGGAAUUACGAAUCUGGAAUUAUGCUCGUCCGUUUAA